Erpetoichthys calabaricus (reedfish) is the source of this 4486-nucleotide messenger RNA. RefSeq names its product general transcription factor IIIC, polypeptide 3 (gene gtf3c3). Gene Ontology annotation, biological process: transcription by RNA polymerase III. Gene Ontology annotation, cellular component: transcription factor TFIIIC complex. The transcript is spliced from 18 exons. Lineage: Eukaryota; Metazoa; Chordata; Cladistia; Polypteriformes; Polypteridae. The record is from RefSeq and is a predicted model, not a curated record. Gene Ontology annotation, molecular function: protein binding. Bases 183 to 2828 code for a protein of 881 amino acids.
GUAAUUUUUCUGAAGGAAUCCACUACAUAUGCCAUCCCGCUUGUUGUAAGGAUGUCCUUAUUCUAGUUUUAGUUUGAAUUUACUAGCUUUAUUCAAUCGUACUUUCCGUCAUCCAUCUGUUUAAGCAAUAUUCAGUGAGAGUAAUUUUCGUGGAUUCAUAUUAGCUUCGCUCGAUCUUACAAAUGUCUGGAUUUAGCCGAGAACUUGUUGAUUAUCUGGAAGGGAAGAUUUCUUUUGAAGAAUUUGAAAAGCUAAGAGAGGAGAGAAAGGAGAAAGAUAAGGAGUGUGAUGAUGGUGUCACAGAAGAUGAAGGUGAAAACCUUCAUUCAGAAAAGGUGUUUCCCAGUACAUCUAAAGAGUGUACAAGGAAAUUUUCACCCUCUCAAAGAGGUUCAGCUCUGGAGGAAGAUGGUGUUAGCCCAUCAGUGAAGCGGGCAUUUGCUUCCAUGCUGGGGGAAGGAGAAGAAGAAGAUGAUGAUGAAGAUGGUGAGGAAGAUGAUAAUGAGGAGCAUAUGGAAACUGUUUCUGCUGGAGAAGUUUUUGCUCUAGAAAUGGAGUUGAACCGUGAGAACAAGAAGAUGAUGAAGGAAAGGAGACAUCGCAGCAAAUUACCAAGAGCUCUGAGGGGUUUGAUGGGGGAGGCCAAUAUCCGGUAUGCCCGUGGAGACAAAGAAGAUGCAAUCCUAAUGUGCAUGGAAAUAAUAAGACAAGCUCCUCUUGCCUAUGAGCCUUUUUCAACCUUGGCAAUGAUAUAUGAGGAUCAAUGUGACAUGGAAAAAUCUCUGCAGUUUGGUCUUAUUGCUGCUCACCUGAAUCCUAGCAACCGUGAGGAAUGGGUCAAACUGGCAGAUAUGUCUCUUGAACAAGACAAUAUAAAGCAAGCCAUCUUUUGCUAUUCUAAAGCAAUCAAAUAUGAUCCCAGCAAUGUCCGUUACCUGUGGGAAAGGUCCAGUCUCUAUGAACAGAUUGGAGAACAUAAGCUUGCUAUGGAUGGCUAUCGCCGAAUUCUCAAUUUAUUGCCCGAUAGUGAUGGAGAACAUUUUAUGCAGCUUUCAAGAGAUAUGGCAAAGAGCUAUUAUGAAACAAAUGAUAUUGCAUCAGCAAUUGGAGUGAUGGAGGAAGCACUCAGUAAACACCCAAAUCUUGUCACGGUUGAGGCAAUCAACAUGGCUGCAGAGCUUUAUAUUUCUAAUAAGCAGUACAGCAAGGCUUUAGAGGUGAUGUUGAAGUUUUGUGAAAUUUCUUUAGAAAUUAACACAUCAAAAAAGGAAGAUAACGAGGAUGAUGGUGGUACAGAGAAAAUGUAUAACUUAGAGAUGCCAGAAAAUCUGCCUAUAGAUAUCCGUGUAAAGCUAAUGGUUUGCCUUAUCCAUCUGCAAAUGCUUAAGCCACUAGAUACAAUGCUGACUUCCUUAAUGGAGAUGAGUCCAGAAGAGAUGGGAGAUCUUUACCUUGAUGUAGCUGAGGCAUUUUUGGAGAUUGGAGAGUACAAUUUGGCUCUCCCACUUCUUGGUUCCCUUGUUUGUUCUGAAAGAUAUAAUUUGCCAGUUGUCUGGCUCCGACAUGCAGAGUGUUUGAAGGCCCUUGGACACAUGGAAGUGGCUGUAGAGAGCUACACCAAGGUUGUAGAGAUGGCACCAUUACACUUGGAUGCACGUAUUUCACUGUCAACUCUUCAGCAACAGUUGGGGCGUGCAGAGAAGGCACUUGAAGCUCUGGAACCUAUGUAUGAUCCUGAGACAUUGGCACAGGACUCAAGUGCAGCACAGCAGGAGCUAAAAUUACUUUUGCAUCGCUCUACUUUGCUCAAGUCUCAAGGAAAGAUGUUUGAUUAUGUGGAUACAUUGCUUACAAUGCUUGGCAUGCUUUUAAAGGUUGCUAUGAACAGGGCCCAGGUUUGCCUUAUAUCAAGCUCUCGUUCGGGAGAAAGACACAUAUAUUUAAUAAAAGUGCCCCGUGAUAAAAUAUCAGACAUUGAUGAUCAAGAGGCUGCUUAUCUUGAUGUGAUAGGUAAAACAAAUGUUUUGACAAAAGACGACUGGUGGCAGCUUGUUCUGAAGUCUAUCUACACUCUUUGUGAAUUGAAACGAUUCAAGGAGGCAGAGCUUUUAGUUGAUUCAUCUCUUGAAUACUAUUCCUUCUACGAUGAUCGUAUAAAGAGGAAAGAACUUGAAUACUUUGGUUUGUCAGCUGCAAUACUGGACAAAAAUUUCCGUAAAGCAUACAACUACAUACGGUUGAUGCUGAUGGAUAAUGUAGACAGUCCACAGCUAUGGAAUAUAUUCAACCAGAUCACCAUGCACUCACAGGAUGUAAGACAUCAUCGUUUCUGCUUACGUCUUAUGCUCAAGUAUCCUGAGAAUCAUGCUCUCUGCCUCCUCAAUGGCCACAAUGCUUUUGUAUCUGGUAGUUUCAAACAUGCUCUAGGGCAGUAUGUUCAAGCUUUCCGAGCUAACCACACAGAUCCACUUCCAAACCUUUGUGUUGGCCUUACCUUUAUGCACAUGGCAUCUCAGAAGUUUGUUUUAAAGCGUCACCCACUGCUUUUGCAGGGAUUUGCCUUUCUAAACCGUUACUUGGAGAUAAGGGGACCAUGCCAGGAGAGCUUCUACAACAUAGGAAGGGCUCUUCAUCAACUAGGUCUGAUUCACUUUGCUAUCCACUACUAUCAGAAGGCUUUGUCCUGUCCACCAACACAACUAGAGGGUAUCGAACUGGACCAGAUUGACCUGUGCAGAGAAAUUGGCUACAAUCUGAGCCUUAUCUACCAGAAUUCUGGAAAUAUUGACAUGGCAAGACAUAUCGUCACAAAGUAUUGUAUUAUUUGAGCUGAGGUCUGCAUUCUUGCCAGAGAGCUUUGGAUACCUAAUUUUGCUCCAUAUAAAGAAGACUUAUUAUACCAGUCUGAAAAAACAUGUAAAAGCGACCAUUAUAAACUGAGGCAACUUAAAAAUAAUGAAAAAUGACUACAGUUAAAACAGUGGAACAGACUUAGUCACAUUGCACAACUUGUUAAAAAAAGAUCAAGGAAAUAUGCUGCUUGAAAGAAUUGGAGUUAUAAAGGCUGGACAUUAAAAGGGUGGUGGUAUGUAUGCUUUAGGCCAUUAAAAUCAGUUCACAAGUCCAUUGUGUGAUUUGGAUAAGUCAAUUCAGUGAUUUUGGAAAGUAGGGGCCUAUCCUGGCAGUAUUGCAUACAGAUUUUUUUUUUUUUGCACAUAGUACAUAUUGAAAAACUGCCUUUCUGAACAGAAAAAAUGUGUCUUUACUAAUGAAAUCACUUAAUAACUACAAUUUUUAUGUAUAUCAACAAAUCACUAUCUUUUAUACUGUUGCUUCAUUUACAAACAAGGUGUGCUCUGAGUAUUUUAUUUAUCUUUGAGGCCAAUCCCUACCAUCUUCUCUUCUUUAGAAGAAAAAUUAAUUAACUGUACAUAGUGUUAUACAGUACUUCUAGAAUUUUUAACAUUAUUGAAUAUUGUAGUAUGUAAAUAAUGUCUUUAUUCAUGUACAAUAUAUACAAUACAUUUUUUUAUUUGGAAUUGGGAAUACCAAUGUGUACUACAUAGAAGGUUCUCAAUCCAUGUGAUUUGUGUCCAAAUAUUGAUUGUUGACUGUUUAAUUUAAUUAUUUAUAAUCAUGCAAACCUAAACACGUUUUAAAGAGAUAAUGUACAAAAACUAGUUUGACUGCACUAAUGGGGCUGAGCCCUAGCUUUGUCCUUAUUGUAAAAUAAUAAAUACAAGUAAUUUUAUAUGUGAUCAGUUAUUUUGAACAGCAGCAUUUUUGGGUGUCACACAAGAGAAUCAAUUGUUUCUUAUCUGUUUGUGAUGAAUCUUGUUUGACAUGUUGCACAUCCACCUGUCUGAUGUGGCCAUCUUGAGACAGAAAAUUGCUAACUUCUGCCGAUUUUAUGUGCCAUCUCUAGUCACUUACUCCUUUUUUUAAGAAAAUUGAGAAAGUUUGAAGUAUGAUAGAUGAGGACAAGAUGUUAUCUUUACAGGUGUUAUCAUAGCAAAUUGCUUUGACUAAUGAAUGCACAUGGUCUGAUUUCAAUAUUCUCUGAUAUAUAAUCUGACUUUUAAGAAGCCCUGACUUCAGCAAAGAAAGCUAGUUCCUGAAUGAUCAGCACAAGCAGUAACCAAGUGGUGUUAUUGAUUUUGGUUAUUAAAAUAGAUUUUAUUUAUUUAAAAUGUUAAGAUUCAAAAAAUGUCUGCUGCCUGCUGCAUUUAUGGUAAUGCCUCUGAAGAUAGCAGAAGUAAGUAUCACCUUUUUUUUUUUUUUUUUUUUUAAACUCCUGGAAAUCCUGGAGGUUAGUUAUUGAUAAGAAUAUCUUCCAAAGUCUCCAUUGCUUCAUGGCAGUUACAUUCUGUUAGUUACCAGCCUUAAUUUUGGUUUAAAACUUCUACUGUGCUUUAGAACUUCUGAAGAUUCUAAAACCACCCUAUGUAAGCAAGUCUGCUGUCUUCUGACACAAUAUGUGCACUAU